AUGCGUCCAGAAUUGCCAAUCGGAUUGACGGAGCGACGGCCUCCGUUGGAAACACAACAGUCAACAAUAUGGACGAGGCGCCAACAAGCUGUGUGCGUAAGACGUGCUUACAAGAAGUAUGGACAGAGCUCCAAUCCACAUGUUAUACUUGAUGGGCUUAACAUGACUGUCCCAAAAGGCUGCAUAUAUGGUCUUUUGGGAGCCAGUGGAUGUGGAAAAACUACAUUGUUGAGUUGCAUAGUUGGUCGCAGAAGACUGAACGCUGGUGAAAUAUGGGUGUUGGGCGGUAAACCGGGAUCUGCCGGCAGCGGCGUUCCAGGACCUCGUAUCGGAUACAUGCCUCAGGAAAUUGCGCUUUAUGGAGAGUUUACGAUACGGGAAACUAUGCAGUUUUUUGGCAUGGUAAACGGCAUGACGCCAAAACAAGUGGAUGACAAAAUAGAAUUUUUACUUAAAUUCUUAAUGUUACCGUCGGCCAGCAGACCGGUAAAAAAUUUGAGUGGUGGACAGCAACGAAGAGUUUCUUUUGCCGCGGCACUGUUACACAAUCCCGAGUUACUGAUUUUGGAUGAACCUACUGUUGGCGUUGACCCAGUUCUUCGACAAGGAAUAUGGGACCAUUUAGUCCAUUUAACUAAGGAUGGAGGAACAACCAUUAUUGUAACCACACAUUACAUUGAUGAGACUAGGCAAGCUCAUAUGAUUGGUUUAAUGAGAGGCGGAAAAUUUUUGGCUGAAGAAUCGCCUACAUCCCUGUUACAAAAAUACAAUUGUCAAUCACUAGAAGACGUUUUUCUAAAGCUUAGUGUCAUUCAAAACCGUGGAAAACGGAGGCGUAGCAGCAUUUUGCAUGACAUAACAGCCGCCAUUUCUGUUCCGGAAACAUCUCCCGCUCCUGCUAUCGAAGCGCUGAAUUCGAUAUGUGACAACUCGUCGGAAAUGAGCGGAGAAUUUGGAGACAGUAUUAGUCCAGUUCCACUAAGUAAGCGUAUGUCUGUAUCUUCGAUGCAAGUCAACAAUGCGGAAAUGGAACUUCCGCCAGAAGUAAAUACUAAAAUGGCAUUUUUCGACCGAUGCAAAAUAUUUCAGACGCAUCACAUGCGAGCAUUGAUAUGGAAAAACUUUCUGUGGAUGUGGAGAAAUGUGGCGGUAAUGAUGUUUAUUGUCGGACUUCCAGUUGCCCAAAUCGUGUUGUUUUGUUUGUCCGUUGGAAAAGAUCCUCAUGGCUUGCACUUGGCCAUCGUCAACCAUGAAACCAACAAUAGAACGUGCCCGCCGACCGGAUCUUGCGAGUUAACUCAACUCAGUUGCCAGUUCCUACGUCAGAUUGAACUACGGCGGCAAGUAUUAGAUUAUUUCGACGACGAAGAAUCCGCUUUUCGAGCAGUUAAACGUGGUAAAGCUUGGGGUGCUAUAUCUUUCACUUCAAACUAUUCAACGUCACUAAUGCAACGUAUGGACGAAGGGUCGGAAACAACGGAGUUGGCACUAGAUGAUAGUGUUGUCUCCAUUUGGCUCGACGAAUCGAAUCAACAAAUAUCCAUGCUGCUUCGACGAGAUCUUGUGUUUGCUUUCGAAGAUUUUGCUAAACUUCUGGCGGUAAAUUGUAACUUCAGUACAAAAGUCGUAACUAGCCCUAUACAGUUCCAUAAACCUAUAUACGGCCCAUACGUACCAAAUUUUACCGAUUUUGCUGCUCCAGGGGUCAUACUCACGAUUAUAUUUUUCUUGGCCGUAGCUUUGACGUCUGGCGCUAUGUUGAUCGAAAGAAACGAAGGCAUAUUAGAAAGAAGUUUAGUUUCAGGUAUUACGGGGAUUGAAGUACUUUUAGGGCACGUGGCGUGUCAACUUGUAAUCAUGGUGUUCCAAUCACUGAUGGUCAUUGCAUUCGCAUUAGUUAUUUUUGAUGUUACCAACGAAGGGGAUGUGUUUUGGAUAUGCUUAUUAACGAUACUGACUGGAUUGUGUGGCAUGUGUUUUGGAUUUGUAGUUUCUUGUGUAACUGACAGUGAGAGGAAUGCGACAUAUUUGGCAAUGGGCAGUUUUCUUCCAAUCGUCAUGCUUUGCGGCAUAAUAUGGCCAGUGGAAGGAAUGCACGCAGUGACAAAAUCCAUAAGUUUUAUUUUGCCACUAACACAGUCUACGGAGUCGAUGCGAUCAAUGUUGGCAAGAGGUUGGCCAAUCACCGAACCUUCUGUUUACAUUGGUUUUUUUUCCACAAUAAUAUGGAUUUUUGUAUUCCUCACAUCUAGUGUACUGUUGAUUAAAUUCAAAAAAGGAUAG
Molecule: messenger RNA, 2283 nt
Organism: Macrosiphum euphorbiae (potato aphid)
Lineage: Eukaryota; Metazoa; Arthropoda; Insecta; Hemiptera; Aphididae
Source: the annotation of a GenBank genome assembly